Molecule: messenger RNA, 2564 nt
Organism: Patiria miniata (bat star)
Lineage: Eukaryota; Metazoa; Echinodermata; Asteroidea; Valvatida; Asterinidae
Gene: pgpep1
Product: pyroglutamyl-peptidase 1-like
Exons: 5
Coding region: 96-710 (204 amino acids)
Biological process (GO): proteolysis
Cellular component (GO): cytosol
Molecular function (GO): pyroglutamyl-peptidase activity
Source: RefSeq, a predicted model, not a curated record
ACAAUUCCAUGACAUAACGAGGUCGAUCAAGCGAAGCUAGCUGGCCAGGCGUACACAACAGCUGAUGUGCUGUUUGUCUUUUCGAGGAAAGAAACAUGCCGAAGAAAAGCAGCGUUGUUGUGACUGGUUUUGGUCCCUUUUGGGAGCACAAGGUGAAUGCCAGUUGGAAGGCGGUGCAGGAAUUACAGCGACUCGGUCUUGAAGAUGAAGACGUUGAACUCAUCACUUUAGAAAUCGCAGUGGAAUAUGAGACAGCUAAGAAGAUGGUGCCACAGCUAUGGAAGGAGUAUGACCCAUGUCUUAUGGUGCACGUCGGUGUGUCGGGCAUAGCGAAAGAAGUCACGCUAGAGCAGCAAGCACACAACACGGGCUACGACAAACCAGACGUUGGAUUUCACAUACCUCAGUCGAAGUGUUGUAUUCGAGACGGCCCUGACUGUAUACUCAGCCAAAUCAACAUGUCCGUCGUCUGUGAUGAAGUCAACUCAACCGGUUGUCCCACCAAAACUGUUGUGUCUUACAAUGCCGGAAAGUACCUGUGUGAUUUCGUCUACUACACCUCCCUGUACCAGAACUGUGCUCAGACCGCCUUUAUCCACGUCCCGCCCCUGGGCAAGCCUUACUCCGCCCGCCAGCUUGGAGAAGGGCUGCGAGCCGCCAUACACAGCAUGCUCAAGCAAGUACAGCCGGUCAAAGCAAAUAUUUUGUGAUGCCGGUCAUCCGGUUCGUACCCGGAGGACCUUUUUUUACACAUUUUAUUUGCAGAAUUUGUAGGGCCACUGACCUUUUUUGCUUCAUGAGAAAAUAGAAAGAAGUAAUGGAAAUCACCUUUCAGCUUUAAGGAACGGCGCCAUGGACUUGUGCAUGGACAAUAGAUGGCGCUGUUGACUUCUUUUGAGAGUUGCAGUGGUAGGGACACACUGCGCGUGUGUGUGGGUGUGGGUAGGCAUUACAUUCACUGUCAUUUUGGUUCCAAACAGUGCGACCCUCAUGUCACAACUCUCUCUAUAUACGGCUCUGAUGGAGUCCUUAGUGUGCUCAAAAUAGAAAUUUAUUAAUUUCUGUACGCACUGUUUGGGUUAAUUUAAAAUCUGUAGCAAAUGUGUUAGACAAGACUCGUUCUUCAGUCAUCUUUGUGUUAAUAACAUGCGAAAGGCGAAACAGAUUUCUUACGCAUAUUUAUGGCUGAAACAGAAUUCUUCAUUUUUUUGAAAUUGCAAAAACAGAUAUUUUGUGAAACGGAAAAGCAGCGGCUCUAGUUUUUCUUCCAAGAUCAGUUGUCACAAAGUGAGCAGUUUGGGGAUAAUGUCUUCUUUUUUUCUGUAAUGAUGGUGUAUGUAAAAUAGGUUAACGUUAGCAAUGUUGUGAGUAUGUGACUACAUGUACUAUCUUGUUUUAGCAUUUUAGUGUAACUGUUGAAGUGGGUACUGAAGAGUUCGGACAACAUACUCGGAUAAAACUGAAAUGGGAAAUUUUUUGAGACUCUAAGGUGUCCAUAGCACCCUGCACACAUAUAUGUAAUGCCAACUUGUCAUAAAAUACAACUCAGUGCUCCAACAAUGUAGAAAAAAAGGAAGGAAAUAUAGAAAAAUAUGUUUUUGAAAAUGAUAGAACGUACAUCAAUAACAAGUCGACUUUAAAUUUCAGUAUAACUCGCAAUGAUGAAAGAUGAGACAGAUUGUUUCAGUGGGAUUUUAUUUGGACAAGUUCAUGUGGGUCCAUACCUGAGUAUUAAAAGGAAUGUGGCACUUACAUAUGUACAUGUAUGUCCCUCAACAAGCCUGUUUUCUUGCAGCUACUGGUACACUGUAUACAAUGUACCUCUCUCCAUGUUGAUUUAUAAUGGUAAAUAGCAUAGAAUUCAUGUCUCACAAAAUGUAGCGCCACAAAGAACAAAGCCUCAAUGGCUGAAUGCCUUAAAGGUAUUUUUGUCUUCAAGUAAAAUUGAUCUUUCAUCUGAUUGGUCGAUCCAUGGCAACAAACCCUGCUACAUUAUCCCAUAUACCACUUUCCAUACCGCACUCCAUGUACUGUGCUAUUUCAAGAUGCACGUGCCAUUCCCGCUGCACGCACGUGCGAUAGGAUAACGGCUGAAAACUUUGUGAACAGCGCGUUUGUUCCAACUUUACUGUGCGUCCAUUUUGCGUGAAGAAAAACUUGUGCUCUUGUCACAUAGAAAUUGUAGCGCAUCUGCGCCCCACAUAUACUAAUCGGUUUUCGGCCUCGUGGCAUGUGGGACACAGAUGCACUACAUGUACAUUAUUCCGUGUGCCACUUGCGCUCAUGGGAUAAGUGUAGUACUCACCGCACAGAAGAGUUAAUAGACAGGUUUUGAGUUUUGCAUUUAAAAAAAACCUACAAAUUCAAUCAGAAAGUGUGUGAAGUUAAAGAGAGAACAAUAGAAGACUUUUAUAAACCAUUGUUCGCCUCCUGUUCAACAAACACUUUAAACGCAGAAAUUGGAUGCAGUUUCUGGGAACACAUCUUACUUCAUGUUUUGCAUAGUUUCAUGUUUGAAAUAUUUUGUUUUGACCCAAACAGAACUCAACCCAUCAAAUCCCAAC